AUGAGGGAAAACGAGAAACUUUUGCGUAGAAAGCUGGCAAACGAUUAUCUAAUAUUAAAGUGGAAGAUUUGGUUUAAAGCCCUUGGAGCAAAAGAUGGAGUUCUUACACGAAAGUUCGUGUCCAGGGAAAAAGAAAAAUUUGUGCGCCUCCAUCAUUUUGGCAAGGAGAAGAAAAAAGACAUCAUCGGGAAAUUGGACAAAUGGUGGAAUGUAUUUAUAUUUCGUGGCAAACCAGGCCCUAUCACAGAACAAGAGUUUGUUGAAAAACAAAGCGCCGAUUACAAGAAAGACAAAGGGAAAUACGCUAAAACGAUUAAGGCACUAUGCCAGAAGAUUUAUGUUACUAUAGACAUAAACAAUGAUGGCAUGAUAAAUUCUGAACUAGGUAAAACUCAUAAAGACCAUACAGCUGUAAGGAUAAAGGCACUAUGCCAGAAGAUUUAUGAUACUAUAGACAUUAACAGUGAUGGCAUGAUAGAUGAAGAAGAUUUUUUAAACGGUUUAAGGUUAGGUGGCUUUGAAAGAGUACAACUAAAUAAAGAUUUCUUCAACUCUUACGAACCAGAAAAUGGAAAUAUUCCUAUUAAAAAAAUAGUAGAUACAUGGGUAACAUUUCUAACAUGCGAAGACAAUUCGCAAAAGGAUAUUAUCAAAGAUGCAUUUGAAGCAGGUGUCUUCUAA
Ruditapes philippinarum (Manila clam) is the source of this 681-nucleotide messenger RNA. Its product is annotated as sarcoplasmic calcium-binding protein-like. The record is from RefSeq and is a predicted model, not a curated record. Gene Ontology annotation, molecular function: calcium ion binding. The coding region runs from base 1 to 681 and encodes 226 amino acids. NCBI's taxonomy places the organism in Eukaryota, Metazoa, Mollusca, Bivalvia, Venerida, Veneridae. The transcript is spliced from 4 exons.